CAAUCCUUUUUGUCAUGAAAAUAUAAAAUUUAAAAUGUUUAACCGAAAUAUAUUUUUAAAAAAAAGCAUCGUAAGCUUAAGGUUUAGUUUCAGUGUGCCUUAAUUUAUUAACCUGUUUUAUCUUUGUAAUAUUCAGCAUGUUAAAUCAUUCAGCCAUUUGUUAUAUAAUCACUUUUACGCUUCCAUAUUAUAUAAUAGCCUUAAAGAUGAAUCACACUGUUAACUGUGAAAUUGGCUUCAUUUUGAGAUCACUGAAGCAAAUGAAACUAAUGGCAAUGAAAGUCUAGUAAUGAACAACUUGAACUACAUAAUAGCGACAAAAACAGUUAAUUAGUAAAGCCCUUGUUCUUACAUUGUGUGUUAGCACAAUUGAUGUGUAAAGAAAAUGCCUCAUUAUAUUAAAGCACACUGAUUUCCGGUGUGGCUGCAGUAUUCCCUAUGGAGUCUGUUCCUCAUUCAGUAUUUAUUGGUCAUGGAUGGGGGUUCUGGACCGCCCGCAAUCUCUCGGCCCCUGAGUCAGCGUUCCUUCAGCAUGUAGAAGCAAAUGUGAUUAUAGAACAGUAAAGGGCAAACUGAAUAUAUACCAACAUUACUCAAACAAAUCAAUUUAGCCUUUCAAAAAUCAGCUCUGUGAUUUAAGAACAGGCAUUUGAUUGAAUGAUGCUGUGAGGGGCUCAUGAAACGUUUCCAUUCAUGUUUUAUUCUCAUUUAUUAUCAGUGCCACUGCAGACUUUUUGAGUAAAAAUAAUACUUAAAAUCUGAUAACUUGUGUCAGUUACCAAAACAAGACCUCAGAUGUCCUUAAAUUGUAAUUUAAAUUGUACAUUUGGGAAGUUGUUGAAAUGGUAUAAUAUGCUUUAUCUAAAACUAUUUUAAACAACAGUUUGUAAAUUCUUUUAUAAUUAUUAUGUGUGCAGUUUUUAUGGGCUUAUAUUGAUUAAAGAAUGCUAUGAAUAUUUGUCAUUUAAAAAAAUAUCAUUAAAGACAAAAGACAUAUUAAAGACAAAAAUAUCAUUAAAAAUGGUGAAAAACUUAAGCAAAAUACACAUUUUAUUUUAUACAUUCAUAUCAAUUUUAACCUAAAAUCUUGAAAAAAAAAAAAAAAAAAAAAAAAAGUCUGUGGACACGUGUCAACUACCUACCCAUGCAUAUAUAUUGUAAUUAUGUCUACCAUCGCCCACCCUGUCUUCUAGAUACAGUGUUGGUUAUUAGCCAUUGAAAAAAAACAAAUCACUCGACAACUAAUAGAAACGAUAGCAGCAUAUUCCCCUGAGAAAGCGUCCCAUCAGUGUGUGUGAUACAACUCUAUCCUCAUCCACAGCAGAAUCAAUGAGAGAGAGAGAGAGAGGGGAUGAGAGAGAAAGAAAGAGAGACUGUCUCAUUCGCUGCCGUUCUUUCUAAUUGGAUCAAGCGUAGACUUGCCCGACUCUCUGCUUUAUGCUCAUAGUGUGAGAGGAGAGAGACACCAGACAGAGCGAGAGACAGAACGUGUGUGAUGGAUAAGGAGAGGGAGAAAGAGGAGGGGUGUAAGAAGGGGUGUGUGUAAUCUUCACUCCUAUCUCCUUGUCCUUCCGUGUGGUUCUGCGCACAAGUCUUUAACGACCGACUCUUACUCUGCUCCGGGGAGGCAGCGCUUUGAUCGGACAUACACCUGCUGCUUUCAGAUGAUUCAGCCGUUUUCGGUAGCGACUGGCAGAGUGUGACAGCAUGAACCGCAGCCCAGGCACACCAGCCCCCUCCUCCAGCCCUGCCCCCAGGUGAGUGCUGCACUCUCUCCGGACCUCUCUGACACGCUCUGAGGCGGGAUCCACCCUGGGGCGGCCUCACACAUCUGCCUCCGGAGCAUAUGCCUUAUUUAUAGACUUGCUGCCUGUGUUUUUCUUCCUGCUCCUUUGGAGACAGUGAGAACGACCGGGGCGACAGAAAUUAGAGCCACUGAAGUCUUCCUCUUCCUCUUUAGUAACGAGGUUAGUCAAUUGAGCAUCGUGUCCGAGUCCCUUCCCCCUCGCUGGUGAUCUGAUAAUGGAAAGAACACUUUAUGAGGCAGCAUGCCUGCCGCUGCUGCCGCAGCACUAGAGGGAGGUCUGCUGCACGUCUGCUUCUGAGAGACAGAACGAGGGGGAGAGAUGAAGUCGGAAGCGGCGGAGGACAUCUCAGCUGGACUUGCAUCUCAAGAGGCUCCUUCAGAAGCUUUAUCUGAGGUCACCACAAAAGAGACGCCCGGCGAAGCGGAGGAGGACGUUCCGGGGGACGGCGACAGCUCCGAGCGUGGUCCUCUGGGAUGCGUGCCUUUGCCUGCGGCCGUGUGCUGUGUGUGCCUCGAUCUGGAGCGGGUGAGUAACUGCGUCCGCUCUGAAAAAAUCUGCAUCCUGCCCAUCCUGGCCUGCUUGCUGAGUCUGGCUCUCUGCACUGCCGGCCUCAAGUGGGUCUUUGUGGACAAGAUCUUUGAAUACGAGCCACCGACCCACCUUGAUCUCAAGCGCAUAGGACAGGAUCCUAUAAUAAAUUCGGACUUUACUCAGAAUCCAGUAUCAGUCUCACCUUCCACGGUCACCCCGUCGACUCCGUCUUUCCCAGGACAGCCCAAGGUCUUUGUGGAGGGAGAGUCCACAGCCGGACCCUUUGAGGUCCCCUCAUCUAAGGUGGCCAUUUUCACACCCACUGCAGCAGUAACUGUUCACACAAACUCUGUGUCUCCACCCAGCCCCAAGAGCACCUUCAAACCUGUCCAGAAUGGCACUGCAAACCAAUAUACAUCUCAAACUCUGGAAUCUAAUGAGAUUGUUCCAAAGACAUCCACCAGCACCACUCCCUCGGCCAAGACUUCCAGUCACAUGACGCCCUGCAGCGAGACCGAGAAAGAAUUCUGCGUGAACGGCGGGAAAUGCUACACGCUGGAGGUCACGCCCGGAAACAUCAGACACCUCUGCAGGUGCCCCAAUGAGUUUACUGGUGAUCGCUGCCAAAGCUACGUAAUGGCCAGCUUCUACAAACAUCUUGGGAUUGAAUUUAUGGAAGCUGAGGAGCUCUAUCAGAAACGCGUUUUGACUAUAACAGGCAUCUGCAUCGCUCUUCUAGUUGUUGGCAUCAUGUGUGUGGUGGCUUACUGCAAAACAAAGAAACAGAGGAAAAAGCUGCAUGAUCGUUUGCGACAAAGUUUACGAGAGCGAAACGCUGCGGCCAAAGGCCCUCAGCAGCCCCACCCUCCACCCGAAAACCUGCAGCUGGUCAAUCAUUACAUGCCGAAAAAUCCCAUCCCUCCUCACGUGCAUGUGACAGAUAGAGAAGCGGAAACAUCUCUCUCCACCGAGUUCACAACAUCAACACAUCCGUCCACUGCUGUCACUCACUCCUCCAGCCAGUGCUGGAGUAAUGGGAAAGCAGACAGCAUGGUUUCUGACAGUCAUGCAGUCCUGGUGAAGUCAUCGCUGGAGAACUGCCGGCAUGGAACACCCGGUCACAGGGGGCGUCUGAAUGCUACUGGAGGCGUCCAUCAGCUCAACGAUUACCUGAAGAACUCCAGAGAAACCCAGGGCUCCUGUAGAGACUCCCCCUACAGCGAGAGGUAUGUUUCAGCCAUGACUACACCCACCCGUCUGUCCCCCAUGGGGCUUCUCUCUCCAGAGACACCUUCCUCGCCUCCCUCUGAGAUGUCGGCUCCUCUCUCCAGCCUGGCAACCUCUGUUCCUUCUAUGGCAACCAGUCCCUCAGGAGAGGAGGAGCGCCCCCUGCUGUUCCGGACACCGCCAAUCCUGCGUGACAAAUCCAGUUCAAACCAGGGCCAGAAGGGCCAUAAUCUCCGCAACUCAGCCCACUACAAUCACGGCCUGGACCUGCCCAGCCCUCCGGCCAGCCCUCUGCACAUUGCAGAGCACGAGGAGUACGAGAGUUCACAGCAGUACACAAGCACAGCUGCAGCGGCCGCACCGUCCUCCCCCCUUCACAGCCCCAGCGCCACCGCUCAGCGCAGUACAAGAACUCAGUCGAGCGGCCAGACGGCGCCGGAGCCCGUCAGCGGCAGUAACUCAGAGAGCAGCAGCUCAGAGAGCGAGACAGAGGAUGAGCGGGUGGGAGAGGACACACCGUUUCUCGGCUUACAGAACCCUCUGGCCACGGCUGCUGGGUCAGUCAUUCUGGACGGGCUGGAGGGCAGCAGAACUAACCCCGCACUGCACCUCUCGCCGCAACACGACCUGCAGAGCAGACUGACGGCCGUCAUGGCCAACCAAGAUCCUAUAGCUGUUUGAAAGAUGCAUUGAAGAAAAAAAUCACCACUAAACCUUUAUUUUCUAUAAUUAAGUAUUGCGAAAAGAAAAACUUAAACUUUUAUUUUAGUGAUGUAGUGAAACAAAGACUUUUAUAAUGUGUGCAACGUGUUUGUGUCAUGGAAAAAAGUGCCAUUCACAUGUAGCUAAGGUCACAGUAUUUCAAUGGCAGAAAAAAUAUAAUCAAUGGUGCCUUUUAAUUUCAGUUUGAAAAAAGAAGAUCUGCAUUAUGACACUGGGCCAUAUAUUCACGACUUUGAGGCAACAAAAUAAAUAAUUUGUGACUGAAAGAAAAAAAAAAAUCCACCAGCACUCCAUGUUUGAAUUCUGAUUAAAAUGUGUAAAAAUGCAUUAUGGUCUCUUAGCCUAGUGGUUUUCAAUCCUGAUCCGGGUCCAUUUUGUAUGUCUCCCAUAUUUAACACACCUGAUUCAGAUGAUCAGCUCCAUGAACUGAGCUGUGUCAGAUAUGAGAGACGUCCAGAGAGGCUGCUCGCCAGGACUGGCCUUGAAAAUUAGAUUUAACCUGACUUGGCAAGAAUGUUUUUUUUUUUUACAUUGAUAAUUAUUUUUGCAUUUUGAUUUAAAAUAUUGAUGUGAGGCUGCUGCAAACUGAAAACAAGACAAUUCAAAAGCUAUAGAAUUAAGAAAAGAAAAAAAUUCACAGGAAGCAAAUCAUGUACGAUCAGCUAUUAAUGAAACAUAAUCAUUUUAUAUUAUGGCUGUCAUGUAUAGCGGACAUUAGUUCUAUGAGAAAGCCAUUAUAUCUGAUUACUGAUUUAUGACUGAAUAUAUGGCUCACUUUGUCGAUCAUGCUCAUUGGCUUUUCAAGCAAUGCAUUGUGGGAAAGUUAUAGCACCACUUUUAUGAUACUGACAUCAUUUUUAUUCCUAUAUUUUAUUUUAUUAGUUAUUGUCCAGAUCACUUUUUUACAUUUGUCCAUUGCUAUCCAUGUAGAAAGUUACAUUAUAUUCAAAGUGUUCCUUUGUGUCUUGUUAUUUCUCAUCAUGUUUAUGUAUAUAUAUGUGAUCAUUUAAAGAACAAAUCACCUGUUGUACAGUAUUUUGUUAUGUUUGCGUCACCAGAUUACUACAGUAACUUAUGUAUUCACAAGGGUUUACUGAAAAUAGCCUCUAAUAGUCUAUCCAGCUUGCAAAACAAAAGAACUGGUUACACAGGCAACACUUUUAACCCUAGAGCUCACUAUAAAGCUCCUGGCUCUAGUGUGUGAAGGCCUUUUCCCCUACGUUUCCUCUUUCAUGAAAUGUGGCCCGUUUUACUGUAUUUAUUUUCUUUAUUUAUUUGUUAUUUAUUUAUUUAUUAUCUGGGCCUUAUGGAAUCUAGCAUCUAUAAAUCUAUAUUUUAAUAUAGCAAUGACAAUAAGAGAUAUUUGCAGUCUUUGGGUACAUCAACAAAACCUUAUUUUUAGUGUGUUUUUUUUUUUUUUUUUUUU
This is a messenger RNA of Ctenopharyngodon idella (grass carp), 5715 nucleotides long. RefSeq names its product neuregulin 1 (gene nrg1). Gene Ontology annotation, molecular function: chemorepellent activity; protein tyrosine kinase activator activity. The transcript has 9 exons. Lineage: Eukaryota; Metazoa; Chordata; Actinopteri; Cypriniformes; Xenocyprididae. The coding region runs from base 2127 to 4247 and encodes 706 amino acids. The record is from RefSeq and is a predicted model, not a curated record. Gene Ontology annotation, biological process: nervous system development; intracellular signal transduction; activation of transmembrane receptor protein tyrosine kinase activity.